Messenger RNA from Medicago truncatula (barrel medic), 1029 nucleotides. RefSeq names its product glutathione S-transferase 3. The record is from RefSeq and is a predicted model, not a curated record. Lineage: Eukaryota; Viridiplantae; Streptophyta; Magnoliopsida; Fabales; Fabaceae. The coding region runs from base 111 to 767 and encodes 218 amino acids. Gene Ontology annotation, molecular function: glutathione transferase activity. Gene Ontology annotation, cellular component: cytoplasm. The transcript has 2 exons. Gene Ontology annotation, biological process: glutathione metabolic process.
CGAUUUGUUGAUCACAAACUUAAAAUAUUAGCAUAUGACUAAACAUUAUAACUAGUUCAUACUUGACAACUUAAUUUAAUUAACAUAGGAUUUAGUGAUCUUCAAGAGUCAUGGCAAACGAAGUGGUUCUGUUGGAUACAUGGUUUAGCAUGUUUGGGAUGAGAGUUAAGAUUGCAUUAGCUGAAAAAAGUGUUAAAUACGAGUGUAAAGAAGAAAAUCUCAGAAAUAAGAGUCCUUUACUUCUUGAAAUGAACCCAAUUCACAAGAAGAUUCCAGUUCUUAUCCAUAAUGGAAAAUCCAUUUGUGAAUCUGCAAUCAUUGUGCAGUACAUAGAUGAAGUUUGGAAUGAUAAAGCUUCAUUCAUGCCCUCUGAUCCGUAUGAGAGAGCUCAAGCUAGAUUUUGGUUUGAUUAUAUAGACAAAAAGGUGUAUGCUACUUGGAGGACAAUGUGGCUUUCAGAGGAGGAGCAUGAGGAAAGGAAGAAGGAGUUGAUCUCUAUCUUUAAGACACUAGAAGAAAUCUUGGGUGACAAGACUUUUUAUGGUGGUGCUACUUUUGGAUUUCUUGAUAUUGGUUUGAUCCCUUUUUACAGCUGGUUUUACACUUUUGAAACUUAUGGCAACUUCAAAUUUGAAGUGGAGUGUCCUAAACUCAUGGCUUGGGUCAAGAGAUGCAUGGAGAAAGAGAGUGUUUCAAAAACACUUCCUGAUGAGAAGAAGGUUUAUGAUUAUGUUGUGAGCAUGAAGAAAGCACUUGGCUUUGAUUAAAUAUGAUAUUGUAAUAAGUUUUUCUGUACUUUUCUCUUGCAUUUGUUUUGUUAGCUUUGAUUACUUUAUAAUGGUUCUAGACACUUGAGUGUGUCUACGGCAUAACAUUUAGAAAUUGGAGGGUGAAUGUUGUUAAGGAAUGUUGUUUUAAGUUGCCAAUUUUGUUCAUAUUAUAGUGAUGUAAUGCACUGAUUCAUGCCUAUGGUAAAUGUAAAUUUGUUGAGGGUACGAGACGUGUUUUUGAUGAUUUGGUUGUUAGAGA